Molecule: messenger RNA, 1029 nt
Organism: Triticum turgidum subsp. durum (durum wheat)
Lineage: Eukaryota; Viridiplantae; Streptophyta; Magnoliopsida; Poales; Poaceae
Source: the annotation of a GenBank genome assembly
AUGGUACCACAGCCUUCCCGGACCACCACCGUCGUGUGGGUUGCCAACCGAGACAACCCAAUCACCGCCCCUUUGUCCGCCAAGCUCAUCAUCACUAACAGUUCUCAAAUGGUAUUGUUUGACUCCAGAGGCCACAAUAUUUGGAUGACACCAAGCAAUAACACUGCUGGAGCGCCAGGAGCUUACGCGGAACUAAGCAACUCUGGGAACUUUGUUCUCCGGUUGCCAAGUAACACUGACAUAUGGCAGAGUUUUGAUCACCCAACCGACACAAUCCUUGCAGGCAUGAAGUUUUUGGUGAGCCACAAGGCACAAGUCAUCACGCAGCUUGUUGCUUGGAAGGGCCCGGAUGAUCCAUCUUCUGGGGACUUCUCAGUCAGCGGCGAGCCUAGCGCCCCAGACCUUCAACUUGUCACUUGGAAAAAAACUAGGCCAUACUGCCGCACUGUGUGGAACGGUGUGUCAGUGUCCGGUGGCACAUAUCUAUCAAACACCAGCUCCAUCCUUUAUCAGACGGUUGUCAACUCUGGAGACGAGUUCUACUUCACGUACGCAAUCUCCGACAACUCGGUGUACACACGCGUCAUGCUUGAUUAUACUGGCAAGUACAGGUCUCUAGCAUGGAACAAUCACUCGUCAUCAUGGUCACUCAUCAGUGAAUACCCCACUGCUGCAUGCGAGCUCUACGCCUCAUGUGGCCCAUUCAGUUACUGUGACUUGACUCAAAUGGUCCCAACUUGCCAAUGUCUUGAGGGGUUUGAGACUGUCAAUGCUGCAAAUUUUUCUAAUGGAUGUCGGAGAAAGCAAGGGUUGAAAUGUGGCAAUCAAAGUCAUUUCGUGGCCUUGCCUGGGAUGAAAGUUCCUGACAAGGUCUUGCAUAUACACAACAGAAGCUUGGAUGAGUGCGAGGCUGAGUGCAGGCGCAACUGCUCAUGUGCAGCUUACGCUUAUGCUAACUUGAGCGGGGCCAUAGGUAUGGCUGACCCGUCAAGGUGCUUGGUAUGGUUAGGGGAGCUUGUCGACAUUUGA